Silurus meridionalis is the source of this 3074-nucleotide messenger RNA. Its product is annotated as nucleus accumbens-associated protein 2. Bases 369 to 2387 code for a protein of 672 amino acids. The record is from RefSeq and is a predicted model, not a curated record. The transcript is spliced from 7 exons. Gene Ontology annotation, molecular function: protein binding; DNA-binding transcription factor activity, RNA polymerase II-specific; RNA polymerase II cis-regulatory region sequence-specific DNA binding. NCBI's taxonomy places the organism in Eukaryota, Metazoa, Chordata, Actinopteri, Siluriformes, Siluridae. Gene Ontology annotation, biological process: regulation of transcription by RNA polymerase II.
UGGGAUGGUGGGACAGGGAGGGAGGGAAGGGCUGGUGGGUCAGUUUGCAGCUUCUUCUGAAUACUUCUCACAAGCUAAUUCAGAGUUACUAAACAUAUAGACUGUGCUAGAGCUUGAGGAGAGAGCGUGGCGUUUAGUAGGGGAGUUGCUGUGCAGUAUUUUUCCUCCAGGUUUCUAUUUCCUUUUGGUUGUCCUCUGGGAUACGAGAGAGAGCCAGGAUCACAGCAAGUUCUUACUUUUAGGAAUAAGGUCAAAUCCUGUUUUCUGUCCUGGAACUUUUCCAGCUCAUCCUGUGCAUUGAUAUUCAGUGUGGACUGUCCUCUUGCAGAUGCCCACUGGGAAUUCUGUGAAGAUCUGAAGCUGGCGCAAUGUCUCAGCUCCUGCACAUGGAGAUCCCCAACUUUGGCAGUGCGGUGCUGGACAGCCUGAAUGAGCAACGACUGCUGGGCCAGCACUGUGACGUGGCCAUUAUGGUGAAUGGGCAGGCCUUCAAGGCCCACCGUGCCGUGCUGGCUGCCAGCAGCCUUUACUUUCGUGACCUCUUCAGUGACAGCAGCCAGACUCUAUUCGAACUGCCCUCUUCGGUGGCCCCGUCCUGUUUCCAGCAGAUUCUGUCUUUCUGUUACACGGGCAGAAUGACAGUGACAGCCAGUGACCAGCUCAUGGUCAUGUACACAGCCGGUUACCUGCAGAUCCAGAACAUUGUGGAGCGUGGGAUGGACUUGAUGUUCAAGGCCAAUGCUCCAUUCUGUGACUCGCAGACAUCUGCCACAGACGAUCCUCCCAGCCCAAACAACAACAACGCCUCACUGUUGCUAGGCGACCGGCCUACGGCUGUCUGUAAAAUUAAAGAGGAGAAGCUGGAGACCCCUGUGUGUACUCAGAGCGGCGAGCUUAAGCAAACUGACGAUGAUGCCAAGGGACUUCGGAGCAGAUCUUUGAGGGGGAGUGCACUUUUCUACACCACUGGAGCCGGAAACGGGACCCUUAGUGUAGUUCACCCGUAUGAGCACUCAUCAAGAGAUCACUCAAGCCCCGGAGCUUCCAGCCUUCCCACAACAGACAGCCCCACUUCCCAUCAGAACGAGGAAGAGGACUUUGAAGAUGACUCAUAUGACAACCUCACCAGCGGGAAGAUCUACGGCGUCUCGGCUAGUCUCUAUGGCAUGCAUGAGAAGAUGGAGGUGUCCUCCCUGCCUCCAUCCCUGGAGAGCCGCUUCUGUACGUUACUCGGAGGGGACAGAGAAGCUCUUCCUGCCGGUCUUAUCAGCCAGAUUGGCUACCGUUGCCACCCUGCACUUUACACAGAGGGAGAUCCGGGUGAGAGGCUGGAGCUGAUAGCAGGAUCUGGUGUGUUCAUGACACGUGGGCAGCUGAUGAAUUGCCACUUGUGUGCUGGGGUCAAGCACAAAGUCCUUCUCCGGCGCCUGCUUGCUGCUUUUUUUGACAGGAAUACACUGGCAGACAGCUGUGGGACAGGCAUCCGCUCCUCCAACUGUGAUCCCAAUCGAAAACCUCUGGACAGCCGUAUACUCAACACGGUCAAACUUUACUGUCAGAACUUCGCCCCAAACUUCAAGGAGAGCGAGAUGAAUGUGAUCGCUGCAGACAUGUGUACCAACGCACGCCGGGUUCGUAAGCGCUGGCUGCCCAAGAUCAAGUCGAUGCUGCCUGAGGCCAUUGAGGUGUACAGGGGCUCUGUGGUGUUAGGCCAGGUAGACGGUGUCACCCAGCCCAGUCCUUCCUUUCUGUUUGAUUCUGACUUCAAACACUUGGCCCAGGCGAACCUGACACUGGAGCAGCAUCUCUAUGGUGACUGCAGAGAGACACUGAGAAAUCACUUCUCCGGAGCAGUCAUGGAGGAGAGAGCCAGCACAGAGGCAAGCAAGGCUGAAUCGCUGCGAUCACGCUCCGGGGACAACUCAGAUGACGUGGCUUCGAGGCAUCUGGAGAACUCAGAGAGAGAAGGGACAGUCCUCGCACUGAACCCGGCCAGUAAGAGAGUUGAUGGUGAUAGUAGCCCCAAAAGCCAGCCAGAGGACCACAGUGAAGAGCAAGCAUUGGUAGAAGAGCAACAUUACGUUGACUCCAUCUCUGGGCUCCCAACUGAGACCCGCAAACACGACCAUAAGAAAGACAGUGGAGUAUUUGCCAGCAUUAAGGAGAUGCGCCGUGUUUCCACUGUCCCAGAAGAGCCGGAGACACUGAGCGAACCUCAGCCAUGGAGGGAAGCACUGAAUCAGACAUACGACUACUUUGCUCUGCUUUUUCCAGUCUACAUUUUCUGGAAUACAUACAGUAACAUAAACAGAGAUAACACAUUGUGUGAGACUGUUGUUCUCACGUCUAAAAUUACACACGGUGACAAAAACAACUCCAUUUAUUAAUAGCUUCUUUUAAUGUUAGUAAUCAUAUCCUGCUUGAAACAUGAUAAGAAUUCUCCAUCUCUAGCGAAAGUCUUUGAUGUUUUAUUUUAACCAUGUUUCUAGAAAACAAUGCACAAUGAUGGAUUGCACUGAUCUGUAUUUUACUGGACCUUUAACCAGAGAGCUACUAUCUUGCAGAUCUGCCCAGUUUAUCUGAAAGGUGUAGAAGCACAGCAGGUCCCACACGCUCAAGAUAAGAGGACUCAGACUGUUGAGCUGGUCAGCUAGCCAGCAAUCUGCAAACCCAACAGGCCAGAGAGGAGCUGUCAAGACCUUCCACUGUGGAUACACAAGAGGAGCAAUGCUGCUACAGAAAGAUGCAAUACAUCAUGGUAUCUCACACACACACUCAUUCACAGGUGGAUUUUUUUUUACACAAGGAAGAACUACACUAUAGAGAGAGAGAGAACAAUUUUUGCAAUCAUCUGUUUAUUGCUUAUAAAGUAAAAAAAUUACAAAAGCUACUCUACAGCAAUGCAGGCAGUGUUUGCUGCUGUUCCCACUGCAGUACGAUUCUGAUACUAACACAUGCAAUCAGUCAGAACGCAGCGGUGGUCCGUAUCGAAGUAAAUGUAAUUUGUUACCGUACUUAAGUAGUAGUUUUUUCACGUAUCUGCACUUUACUCAAGUAUUUCCAUUCGGGGAGAC